Ricinus communis (castor bean) is the source of this 1712-nucleotide messenger RNA. Its product is annotated as AT-hook motif nuclear-localized protein 1. The record is from RefSeq and is a predicted model, not a curated record. Gene Ontology annotation, molecular function: minor groove of adenine-thymine-rich DNA binding. Lineage: Eukaryota; Viridiplantae; Streptophyta; Magnoliopsida; Malpighiales; Euphorbiaceae. The transcript has 6 exons. The coding region runs from base 291 to 1499 and encodes 402 amino acids.
GUAUGUAGAGCCCAAAAGAAAAACUAUGUUCUCUCAGUCCCUUAUUUCUUCUCCUCCAUUAAUGGGCUAUAAAGCUUUAUAAAAUUCUCUUCUCUCUCUCUCUCUCUCUUUAAUUUUGUUUUUCUUUUUUCAGGAAAGGAAAAGAACAAAAGCUACAUUACAGUACACAUCACAUCUUCUACUUCUGGCGCCAUUUACACUCUCUGUCUUUGUUCAAACUUCACUCUCCAACUUUCCAUUCUUUUUUCCUCUUCUACUUCUAGAAAACAAUCACAUCUCUCUACUUUUCCAUGGAGGAAAAAGAAAGCACGGUUUCUGGGUCGCCAAUGGGUUCGGAGACUGACUCACCCCAACCAGUAAGUAGCAUGGUAGCAGUAGAGCCACCACCGCAGCAGGUGAUGAUGAAUAUAAACAUGAACAUGGGUGCUCCUGGAGAGAACGUGAUGAUCCUGGAGAGAAGCAGCAAUGUAAGUGCAACAACAGCAGCAUCUAUAGCAAGUAGCGGAGGGUCAGGAGGAGGAGGAGGAGGUAAUAAUAAUAAUAAUAGUCUGGAUUUGUUUGGGAAAAAGAAAAGAGGCAGGCCAAGAAAAUAUGAUUCAGAAGGAAACUUAAGAGUGCAGCCAUUUAAUCAUUAUCAAGCAGUUUCUGCAGCAACAGGAGCACUAACAUCACCACCGCCAACAACACCUGCCUUCUCUUUUUCUCCUUCUCCUCCUGAUCAUGGCUUCAACUCUUCUUCAAAAAGAGGUAGAGGUAGACCUCCCGGGUCUGGUAACUGGCAGCUUCUUGCUUCUUUAGGAGAGUUAUUUGCAAACACAGCAGGAGGGGACUUCACUCCUCACGUGGUAACUGUGAAUACUGGAGAGGAUGUGGCAGGAAAAAUUCACUCAUUUGCUCAAAAGGGUCCUAGAGGAAUAUGUAUUCUAUCUGCCAAUGGAGCUGUUUCUAACGUUACCAUUCGCCAACCGGGUUCCUCUGGUGGUAUUUUGACUUAUGAGGGCCGUUUUGAGAUCCUUUCAUUAUCUGGGUCAUUCACAGUCAGUGAAAAUGGUGGUGUAAGAAGUAGGACUGGUGGACUGAGUGUUUCCUUGGCUAGUCCUGAUGGUCGUGUAAUAGGUGGUGGCAUUGCAGGACUAUUGUUAGCAGCUAGCCCCAUCCAAAUUGUUAUGGGCAGCUUCAUGCCAAAUGGUUACAAGGUACACAAGAAGAAGCACCAUCGCGAAAAUACUGUGAUUCGAGGUACUCAAGGUGUAGUUUCAGAGGCAAGUCCAAUCUCACAGGCAAAACCUAAUGGUGAGACAUGUUUGAUAUCCGCAUCUCCAGUGCCAGAACAGAGCCAUGGAGGAACAGAAAAUAGUGCAAAUGACCAGCAAAUACCAAAUGCUACCAACUCUUUAAGUGUCUGUUGGAAUGGAUCAGAACCCACAUCUGAUCAAAGGCCAUCUCCUGACAUCAAUGUAUCUGUCCUUAACGAAGAAGAUGUACAAGGUGUACUUUGAGAAAUUGGAGGCUGAUAAGACAAUAGAAAGAAGCAAAUUCUAUUUGCAAUUAUUGUUUUAACAUUUAUCCACAGGAUAUUCUAAUCUUGCAUCAUAGUUAGAUUAGGACAUGUAGUACUGCUUAUUGCAAUGUUAAAUGGAGUUUCUAAUCCAAAACACUGAUCAUAAUGACUACAGAUACUUCUCUAAUUUGCAAUUUGGAUCGUUAUGUUA